GCUUUGAUUUUACCAAUAAAAAUGAGCCUUUAUUUUUUAUCUCUCUAAAGCUUUCUCUCACUAGAAAUUUCUUACUACUAGUACUGAAAUUUUAUUGCGGCAUUGUCUUGUUUUUAAGUUAAAACACUUCCUUCCAUCAAUCUUAUUACGGAGUAGUAGUACUACUACUUACCCACGCAUUUAAGUGUGUUCAUUCUUAUUUUCUCUCUCUCCCUAGGAACACACUUUCUCUCUCUAGAAGGAAAAGUAAUUUCCCAAAAUAUAUUUGUGGGUUUUCCCUUCCUUAUAGAAAUUUAAGUGUGUUUGUUUUUGGUAUACAUUUUAUGAGAGAGACAAAAUAAUUAAGGUAAUAAUUGCCAUAAUUACAGCGUAUUUGUGAAGAAAGAGUGAGGUGGGAAGGGGGUUUAGUUGAAGAUUAGUGCUGUAUGAAGAAUUGGUGAUACAAUGAGAGAUGAAAAACCCAAGAAAAGCAAGCUUUGGUGGUCGAAGUCAUUGAUUAAGAAAUGGUUCAGUAUCAAGAAUAAGUGCGAGGAUUUUCCUGUUGUUGAUGAUCUUGCUUAUGGAGGAGGUGAAGUUGAGUGGAGGAGUAGCUUCUCAGAGAGGGAGCCAAGUAAUAUCAAGAAAAGCAAAACAGAGAAAUUUAACAUCAAUUCAGAUCGGAUUCGACAUGGCGGAGAAUAUCUUGAGCAUCCUAGGAUCAUAGAUGUCCAGAAUCACAGUGUUUUUGUUGCAACAUGGAAUGUGGGUGGGAAAUCACCACCAAGUAACAUGAACCUUGAUGAUUGGCUUCAUGCUUCACCUGCUGCUGAUAUAUAUGUUCUUGGAUUUCAGGAAAUUGUGCCCUUAAAUCCUAGCAACAUAUUAGGGGCUGAAGAUAAUGGUCCUGCAAAGAAAUGGGUUUCCCUAAUAAGAAAGACAUUAAAUAACCGUCCUGGGAUGAGUGGAAGUAGUGGCAACCAUACACCGUCCCCUGUUCCUAAUCCAAUUGUAGAAAUGAAUGCUGAUUUUGAAGGGUCCGGUCGCCAAAGAGCUGCAUCUUUCCUCCCUCGCCGAUCAUUUCAAGCCACAGGAAGCAGGAAGAUGGAUAAUGAUCCUUCCACAUCGCAGCCCCGACUUGAAAGGCGUUACAGUGUUUGUGACCGAGCUAUAUUUGGCCACAGACCGAGUGAUUAUAGGCCAAGCAACUGCAGACCCAGUGAUUAUAGGCCGAGUGACUACAGGGCAAGUGAUUAUAGCCAUAGACCCAGUGAUUAUAGUCACAGACCCAGUGAUUAUAGCCAUAGGCCCAGUGAUUACCGGCCAAGUGAUUAUAGGCCUAGUGACUUCAGGCCAAGUGAUUUCUCUAAGUGGGGUUCAUCUGAUGAUGAAUAUGGUCCGGGUGAUUCACCAAGCACGGUACUCUUUUCACCAAUGUCAUGUGGCGGAUCCACCCAAAGUGACAUAUGUUACAGACAGCCUAAGCAAUCAAGGUACUGCUUGGUGGUAAGCAAGCAAAUGGUAGGGGUAUUUCUCACAGUAUGGGUCAGGAAAGAUUUGCGAGAGCAUGUACGCAAUGUGAAAGUCUCUUGUGUUGGUAGAGGAUUAAUGGGUUACCUAGGAAAUAAGGGUUCCAUUUCAGUCAGCAUGAUGUUGCACCAGACCAGCUUCUGCUUUGUCUGUAGUCAUUUAACCUCAGGACAGAAAGAAGGUGAUGAGCUGCGCAGAAAUGCUGAUGUCAUGGAGAUUCUGAGGAAGACGAGGUUUCCACGUGUCAGUAACGUGGGUGACGAGAAGUCCCCUGAAACAAUUGUUGAGCAUGAUCGAGUCAUUUGGCUUGGGGAUCUAAAUUACCGGUUAACCCUUCCUUAUCGGUCAGUUAGGGCACUUGUUGAGAUGCAAAAUUGGAGGGCAUUGUUAGAGAGAGACCAGUUGCGCACAGAACAAAGGAGAGGCCGUGUGUUUACUGAGUGGAAGGAGGGAAAUAUAUAUUUCCCACCAACUUACAAGUAUUCUCACAACUCAGACAGAUAUGCAGGGGAUGAUCUACACCCGAAGGAGAAAAGACGAACGCCUGCUUGGUGUGACCGAAUUUUAUGGCAUGGAAAUGGGCUGCAUCAGUUGUCCUAUGUUCGCGCUGAGUCAAGGUUUUCUGAUCAUAGACCAGUUUACAGUAUAUUCUGGGCCGAGGUGGAAUCCAUCCCGGCCAGAUUAAGGAGAAGCAUGAGUUGCGCUAGUUCCAGAGUUGAAGUUGCUGAUAUGUUGCCUUAUUCACAUGGCUACACAGAACUUUGCUUUUUCUAAGGAGUUGGGUUGAGCAACGACCACCAUAAAAAUGAUCAAGCUCAGAGGCUACUCCAUCACUGCCAUUCAGAAUAUUGUACUGGCGGGAAUAGCUUUGAACAAACUCAAUUCCUUGACAUGAUGCAGACAUUUCCUUGCUCAUUGAUCGAAAAAGGUGUAUAUUCUGCAAUUUUUGUUUAACAAGAUCACAGCUCGAAACUGUACAUAAAAGCCCCACAAGGUUGAUAUUUAUCUCGAAACAAAUCUAACAAGAUUCAACACGAACAAGACUUUUUGCUGACCAGGCUAAUCAUUUUAGGGUAUUCCUUUAUUUUUUUGUAAUUUUAUAUUUUGGGUGUAGUUUGAUUUUUGCUGACAGUCAAUUAGUGGGAAUUCCCUCUUUAAUGUUGUUUAGAAAAAAGGAGAAAUAUAAGCUUAGAGAUUUGAUUAGGCAUUCGUUUGUGAAAGUGAUGGAAAAAGGUAAUAUAAAAAUAUAUUUUUGGGUA
Messenger RNA from Spinacia oleracea (spinach), 2765 nucleotides. RefSeq names its product type IV inositol polyphosphate 5-phosphatase 7. The coding region runs from base 445 to 2280 and encodes 611 amino acids. Gene Ontology annotation, molecular function: phosphatidylinositol-3,4,5-trisphosphate 5-phosphatase activity; phosphatidylinositol-4,5-bisphosphate 5-phosphatase activity; inositol-polyphosphate 5-phosphatase activity. The record is from RefSeq and is a predicted model, not a curated record. The transcript has 13 exons. Gene Ontology annotation, biological process: phosphatidylinositol dephosphorylation. Lineage: Eukaryota; Viridiplantae; Streptophyta; Magnoliopsida; Caryophyllales; Amaranthaceae.